AUUUAAAUUAAAAAAAAAAAUUAAAUUUAAAGUAUAUUUUUAAAAUUUACAUAUAUUUAAUUAAUGUGUCGAUUAUAAUUACAGUAUAAGUCUAAUAUUGAAAAUAACAUUAAGUUUUAAUUAAUAAUUACAAUAAGGAUGUGCAAUCGACUGUGGAAGGUUUCUUGAAUUGUUUGCGACAAGUUAAAGGAAAAUAAAAAACAAAUUAAAAAAAAAAAUUUUCAUAUCAAAAACAAAAAACAAAAAAAAAGAAAAACAUCAAUUAGAAAUUAUUAUUUCGUAUAUAAUGGUUGUGGGAUCACAAUCAAAUCAUCACUCCCGCCGUGGCGAAAGCAAUCAUCAACAAAGAAGAUCAGCUGCAUCUGCUGCGAUAACAGCCUUAGAGGCAACAUUAAAAUCAAAUCCAAAUCAUCAUCAAUCACAACAAAGUAAUCAUUCACAAAAUUUAAAUUCGAUGUCCUCAAGUUGUAGUAUAAAUGUCGGAUCAACGAAUAAUAAUUUCCAAAAUGUUACAUCAAGUAGCAGUAACAUUAAUAGAAUUGUACAUCAAUCUACAUCUGGUAUGACACCAAAGGAGUUAUCAGAAAAUGAUGACUUAGCUACUUCUUUAGUGUUAGAUCCUCAUCUGGGAUUUCAAACUCAUAAAAUGAAUGUAAGAUACCGUCCUAUAAAGGCCGAUAAAACAGCAUUAAAAUCUAUAGUUAGUGAGUUUAUAAAAACCCAAGAUUAUGAUCAAGCUGUUAAAAAAAUAUUCAAAGGUGAAUGGAUGCCAAGAUCAAUUAAUAAUAAAAAUAAAAUGGCUAUUAAACGACUUCAUGAUCAUAUAAUUCGCUAUUUAAGGGUUUUCGAUAAAGAAUCUGGUUUUGUUAUUGAGCCAUGUUUUCGUUACUCUUUAGAGGGCCAAAAAGGAGCAAAAAUUAGUUCCACAAAACGCUGGUAUAAAAAUGAUAAAAUAGAGUGUUUGGUUGGUUGCAUAGCUGAAUUAACUGAGGCUGAAGAAUCAUUAUUAUUACAUCCGGGAAAAAAUGAUUUUUCAGUAAUGUACAGUUGUCGAAAGAAUUGUGCACAAUUAUGGCUUGGUCCCGCUGCAUAUAUAAAUCACGACUGUCGAGCAAAUUGUAAAUUUGUACCAACUGGCCGCGAUACAGCUUGCGUCAAAGUGUUGCGUGAUAUUGAAAUAGGUGAAGAGAUAACAUGUUUUUAUGGUGAAGAUUUUUUCGGCGAUGGUAAUUGCUAUUGCGAGUGUGAAACAUGUGAGCGACGGGGUACUGGAGCAUUUAUGAAAAAUAUAGCUGAUGACGAUCAAAAUGUGGCCGAUACGAAUUCCAGGUAUCAUCAAAAAACUAAUGAAUCCGGUGGCUAUAAAUUGAGAGAAACUGAUAAUAGAAUAAAUCGAAUAAAAAGUCGUGCGAAUUCAUCUUCAACGAACCCUGAAACUAUUGUAGAUAGCAGUAGCAAUAAUUUUAAUACCAAUACAAAUAGUAAUUCAAAUAUUAGUAGUAGUGGUUGUGGUAAUAAUAGGAAGAUUAAUGUCGACGAUUCUGUCGUAAGUGAUAAAACUGUAGGUAGGGCAUUAACAUUGAAAGAAUUGCGACAGAAAGGAGUUACUAAAUAUGAUGCUGAAUUGAUUAUGGCCAGUAGUAAUAACGUGACCAGUACAAAAAUAACUAAUUGUGCAAGCAGUAGAAAUAUGCAUUUAAAUGCGAUACAAGGAUUAACAACAAAUUCACAAGGAGGGGCUACAAAAGAAAUAUCCUUAAGAAAAUCGGCUCGAGUUAGUUCAAUAUGUUCCGCAAAUAAUUUAAUAUCUAAUGAAAGCAUCGAAAACAAUUCAAAUAUCACAAUAUUAAAACGUAGUCAAACAAAAGAAGAUAGUGAAAUAAAUAUUUCUUGCGAUUUUAAUGUGACUACUUCAACACUAAACAAAAGAACAACAAGAAAUCAAAUUAAGAAUAAUGCUGCUGUAAUUUCUUCUAUUCCAACAUCAAAAGAAAUGCAAAAUGAUUCCGUUUCCACAUCGACGCCGAAUUUGAGUGUUGGAAAAAAGGACAUUAUUAAAGCUUCAACAGUUGCAAGUGUUGAAAACAAACUGGAAAACAAAAUUUGUUUGAGGAGUGGUGAUAGCAAAUCAAGAUCUACUAGAAAUAAUAUACCUGGCAGAGAUUCAAAAAUUAGUGUGUUCAGUAAUAAUAUAAAAAGAAAACAAAAGUUAGAUAAAAAUAAUUUUAUAAAAUCUGGAAUAAGUAUUAGUUCUGCCAUUGAAACUGAUAAAUCAUUGAUAAAUAUUAGAGAAGAUUUAACAAAAAAUUCCACAUUAAAAGCAGCAUCAAUGCAAAAUUUUCAGUCACCUCAAAAACAACUUAUUUCUACAAAGCGUAGGUUGCGUCGUCGACUGAACAGUAGUUUAAACAGAUCAAAACGUCGUGUUUUAAAAAACCGUCAAAAUGCUCUAAAACGUUCUGUAUCGGUUGUUGCUACUGAAGAUGAAGAUCCUGAUGAUGAAAAAUCAUUAAAAGAGAUUUUUGGAGAUUUUCGAAAUGAAAAACAAAAGAGACUAAAAACAAAUUUUUCAAAUUUAUCGUCAAAAUUGGGACAUACAAUACAGCAACCUACGCAAGCUAUAUCGCAUUUUGAAAAUAAAAAUAUAUUUGAACCUCCAAAACCAAUAUUUUCUACAUCUCUUAUAUCAUCGGCGGCCAAAUCUUCAUCCCCAGCGACAGCAACAACAAUUAGCAUAAUUAAAAGUAAUAGUACAAUAAAUUCAUCAAAAAAUCCUUUUUAUUUUCAAAACACGAUUCAUCAUCACAGUCACCACGGUCAUCAUGGUGCAUCAGCUUUUUCAACUCAUACCAACGCGCAUAACAUAGGUCACCAUGCUCAUCAUGCGCAUCACGGCGUCAAUAAUCAUAAUCAUCACAAUCAUCAUUCUCAUCACAAUGUCAAUAAUAUAAGUAGCGGAAAUUUUCACCAACUAGCCCCUCCAUCAUUGAAAUCAUCACCUCUUUCGAAAAUAACAGCAAUAGGCAAUGUUACAUUCGGAAAUCCAAUUCAGGUGCAUGAGGCAAACGUAAAUAUAACAAUGCCCGUAACCUCUGCACUGUCAUCUGCUAUAACAACCGUAUGCAAUAACAGCAAAGAUAUAAAAGAAAAAACUGUUGAUGCUUUACAUACAUGUAAUACGAAUUGCACAGAUGGCAAUAAUUGUAGUAAUAAUAGUAACAAUUCUAUAAAUACAUUAAACUGCAAUAUAAAUAACACAGCUAGUAAAAUAUUUGUUAAUAAUUUUACGAAUAAAAUAUUAAAUCCAAAUAAUAUAGAAAAAUCCUGUAAUAUAACAAAUAUGUCAACAAUAGCAAGCAACACAUUUGGAGGAGGGGGCAAUGGUUAUCGUAAAAAUAUAAUAACUUCUUUUGAAAAUACACCUGUGACAAAAGAUUCAUCUGACACAACUGUCACAACUGCGGUCGUUACUUCCGUUUUAUCUACCACAACCAAUAUUUCGAAUUCUUUCUCAACCGCAGCAUCUCAUUUAAAUAAUAAUAAUCCUAUUUCAAAGACUUUCCCGAUUGCAACUAAUAAUUCUGCGAUUUCAUUAUCACCGAAGAAAAUAUCAAAUAUGACAACGACAACAAUCAUUAAUAACAUAAGAAAAAAUAAUUCAAUUUCUAAUGACAAAUAUAACAUUGAUGAUUCAAAAGUUAAAAUAAAUAAUUGUAUAAUUAGUAAACAGGCAACUAAAAAUCCAUUAAAUCUUUUCAAUAAUGAAAAUUUCAAUUUUUGUGAUAAAACAAGAAAUAAUUUUCUUAGUAGUGAUCAGCAACAACAGGCUAAUAAAACACAAACAACUAUAUUGAUAAAAAAAACAAAUAUUUCAGAUAAGAAAACUAAUUUUCCAAAUGAUAGCUUAAAAACAAUAAAUGCAACAUCCAUAAUUACUCCAACAAAAAAUACUAUUUGUUUUAAGAUGUCACCUUCAAAUAAUAGCAAAAUAUUGCAGCAAAAUGACACAAAAAAACAUUGUUUUAAUAACCUAAAUUAUAAUUCAGCAGAUUCAAACGUUAUAAAUAAUAAUUUAGAUUCAAGUGAGAGAAGAAAUUCUAGUACGCAUAAUAUAAAAAAUGAUUACACCACCAAUUCUAAUGUUAGCAAAAUUAAAUCUUGCAAGAGAAAGUUAUCGAAAAGUUACAGCGAGUCAGGGAAUAGUUCAUCAUCUUCUAGAGAAAAUAAAACGCCAACAAUAAACAUUGAAAAAAUGAGUAAACCGUCUUCUCUCGUAGUAAAUUCUGUAACAAAUUCAUUAAAUUCUAAUAAUAAUAAUAAUAAUUCCAAUAGUGGUAGUAAUAACAAUAGCGCUAGUGAUAAAAAUAAAAUUAGUUGUAAUACUGAGAGCAAAAAUAAUAUUAGCAGUUGUGAUAAUACAAAAAGUUCAAUAGUUAUUAAUGGCUAUCUAUCACCAAGGCAAAGUAAUAUUUGUAAUAAAACAGAAAAUGAAGGAUCAAAAUUAGUAUCUGAUGUAAAAUCAACUGAAGGGUCAAAUCAAACAGAACAACAACCCAUUUUAAAGACCCCUGAAAGAAGAUUAAAAUUAACUUUGCGUAUGAAACGUAGUCCUAAUAUGAAUAAUAAUAAUAUUGAUUCCGGCGCAAAUAAUUUUAAUCAUGGGGAAAAGCACAUAAGAAAUCAUCUAUUUCAGGAAUCUGGUAUAAAAUCACUUACUACGAUGCAUCAUUCUUCAAGUUCCAAAAAUCAUUUUAAUAACUUCUCUAAUAACUAUUAUUAUAGAAAAUCAUCACCAAAAAUUGAAUAUGAAAUUUUGCGCGUGGAAGGUUUAUCUGAAAAUGGUACCGAUAUAGAUGGUGAUUUGUCAGCAACCUCAACAUCACAGCAAGAUGAUUACACUUGUCUAACAAAAGAAGACUCAAGAGAAACAAAUCACAUUCAAAAGCGUAAAAAGAGACAUAAAUCAAAAGAUCAUCGUAGGAAACGAAACAAAAAGAAAUCAUCAUCCACAUCGGCAUCAUCAAUUUCUUCGUACUAUAAUAGUAAUAGUAAUUUAGACAGUAGCUGUCCGCCAACACCACCACCACUGCAAGCUCCGAAAAAGAAUGGUGAAAUACCUUCAUUGCAAUUAACACCACAGAAAAAGCGUUUACGAUUAAUUUUAGGCAAUGAGACCCAUACAAUUGACAUUCCUCCUAUGCUUAACUUAAAUUCUUCAAUAUCAACUUCAUCACCAUCUACAGCUAUCAAUUCAUCUUCAAUAAAUUCUCCUAACAUUGAACAAUCCGCCUCAGAUUCCGAAGGUGAUAAUAAUAGCGUAAAUAAUUUUAUUGUUGAUUCAACAACAACUUCUUCAUCAAUUAUUAAAUCAACAUCUUCACCUACAUCAUCUAAUUCUUUGCUUAGUUCUUCUAAUGUUAGUUCAACUUCUAAUUAUGUUGGGCUUAAUAAUGAAUUUGAAACAAUUUCGAAUUAUUUUAAAAAUAAAAAAGGUAAUAAAAAUAUUGAUAGUAUGGUAAGCGUUAUUAAAAAUACAAAUACACAUCGAAAUAAUUCGGUAAUUCAAUCACCAAAUAAAUUUCAACAACCUGUUACUUCUACUGUUAUUACAUCUGUAAAUUCGAAAUAUAUUAUUUCGAAUAAUAAUGAUCAAAAGAAUCCAUCAUCGCAAGCACUUACUAAACACGUUUUGACUAUUUCUCCAAAUAAAAAUAGUAUGUGUGCUGUUAAUGGAAUUUCAAUAAAACGUAUUAAUUCCAAUAUUCCUUGUGGAACUAAUGAUUUUAUUGAAAAUGGUAAUGAUUAUAGUAAUAACAAUAGUACUUAUAAAAAUGCUGGUAUUAAUUUAAAUGUUGUCAAUAGUACAGUAUCAUGUAAUAAUAAAAAUAAUAAUAAUAAUAAUAAUAGUACUAAUAAUACUAAUAAUAAUAUAAUUAAUGGUAAUUUUAAUAACGACAGUAGCAAUAAUAUAAAUUCAAAUUAUAGAAAUAGUAAUAAUGAAACUAAUUGUUGUAGGAUCAUAAACGGUGACAUAAAUAAUACCAGUAAUAAAAAUAAUGGUGACAAUUGUCAUGAACGUAAGCAAGAUAAUUGUAAUAAUAGUAAUAAUAAUAAUAACAAUAAUAGCAAUAUUAAAUCUAAUCAUUUAGUAAAUGAAAAUGAAAAUACUUCUAUAAUUUCAGCAAAAUCUUUGAAAACUUUUAAUAAUGAAAAUUUAUCUGAUACAAAUACUAUUCAAGAUAAUAAUAAUCAUAGAUUAUUUUAUUCUGAAAAUAAUCAUCAUUAUUCUCGUCAUCGUCAUAAUCACCAUCAUAAUAUACAACAGCAAAAUAAUCAUUAUAAUAUAUGUUAUCAACAAGAAAUCAAUAAGAAAGAUGAUUUAAAUAUAAUUAAUAGUUAUGAUAAAACCGAAUUGAUGCCUUCAUGUAAUGAUAAUCUAUUGCUAUUGGCAUCAGCAGCUGCAAAUGCUGCUGCUGAUAAUAAUUACUCAAAAGAAUGUUUAAAAUAA
Messenger RNA from Condylostylus longicornis, 6508 nucleotides. It is a transcript of the gene Hmt4-20, whose product is annotated as probable serine/threonine-protein kinase DDB_G0282963. Gene Ontology annotation, molecular function: histone H4K20 methyltransferase activity; protein binding. Gene Ontology annotation, cellular component: nucleus. Bases 287 to 6508 code for a protein of 2073 amino acids. Lineage: Eukaryota; Metazoa; Arthropoda; Insecta; Diptera; Dolichopodidae. The record is from RefSeq and is a predicted model, not a curated record. The transcript is spliced from 6 exons.